Molecule: messenger RNA, 2379 nt
Organism: Fomitopsis serialis
Lineage: Eukaryota; Fungi; Basidiomycota; Agaricomycetes; Polyporales; Fomitopsidaceae
Exons: 3
Coding region: 126-2297 (723 amino acids)
Source: RefSeq, a predicted model, not a curated record
AGUUCCGCAACCCCGACUUCCUCAGGCACUGGGCGAAGCGGUUCGCUCGCCCGCUGCCGCUUCGCGCCGAAGUGGACAAGGCCGGCAAGGCGCUCGUAGAGUUUCAGAGCGUUGCGCUGGCGGAGAUGGCGUUCGGCAGCCAGCGAAUGGCGGGCGAGGGCAAGGAGCACAUCCGCGCGUGGUGGUACCGCGGAGCGGCGAAAAACCCGGCAGACUUGGAAGAGGGGGAGAUCGAGGAGGGCGUCGUGGAAGCGCCAGUGGCUCCUCAGGCGGCGAACAAGAAGAUGAGCAAGAAGGACAAGAAGGCGGAGAAGAGGAAAGCUCAGGCCCUCCAGCCGAAACAAAACAAGCCAAGGGCGCCGCCCGCUCUUCCUAAACUGCCUCCCGCGAAUGGAUCCCGCGCUUUUCCCAACUAUAAUCGACAACAAUCUGUUGCUAGCACGUAUUCUGGGGUCCCAAUGUCCGUGCCCCUACCUCUACCUCAGCCUCCUCCUAUCGCUUCAUCGUCCGGUCCGUCGAACUACGUUCCCAAGACUUCACCACCAGCACAGCCGCCUCAACCUGCAGCGCAACCGCCUUCGAGUCCAUACGGUUAUCGUGGCUGGGCCGACCAUCUAGAGCAAGUAGAAAAGUACGGGGUCAUGUCAUCUGACGAUGGUUCCGAAUACGAGGGGCCCAGUGCCGAGGCGGAGCGCAGUUGGUACUAUUCCGCGGGUCCGAGACGCAGGGACCCGAGCUACCUUGAAGAAGAGCAGGCGAUGGACCUCGAAUCUGACGACGAGGACUUGCCCGAUCCUAAGGAGGAACACUUCAUCCAGGAGUCACGAUAUGGUGUUUGGGGCGAGCCGGCGACGGGUGCGGAUGUCACUGCGGCUGAUAGCGCAUCAAUUGCCUCUUCCAGGGAGGCCUCUGCCGAACGUGGGCAAGAAGAGAGGAUGCGCGUCGACGACGCUAGCCCAGCAACCACCCGCACUCCUCCAGCAACCGAACACGCGGUCACGGUGCCACAAUCAUUGCCAUCGUCUAGCCGACCUAAACCGGAGGUCACCAUUCCCGACUUGCCAGUCCAGACGAGCCGACCCCAGCCACUCUCGCCAUCUGCAUACACUAUGGUGGAGCCUCCGGCUGCAUCGGUGCCUGCUAGUGCGUUGACGAUCGUCCCAACCGCCCCAUCAACAUCCGCCACAGAACCGACACAUCCGAUUGCUGUUGCUUCUCCUUCCACUCUUACGAGUCCAGUCUCGGCCCUGAAACCUCUACCGGCUGCUCCUCUUGUUACAUCUCUGAAGGAUCCUUCGCUGGAACUGCCGAAGGUCCCCCUGCCACAGCCAGUCGUCUCCCAAAGGUCGGAGUCGGCCGCACCAGCUCUCGCAGAGUCUGUGCCGGUGGUGAGUGCCAAGCGUACACUGCAGGAGAAGCAGAGGGAGCUUGAGGAGCGAAUCGCCCGCGCGAAGGAGGAAUUAGCGCAGAAGAACAUGAUAUCGAGGGCUGGCAGCAGUAGGCAUACGUCACCGGAGGAGGAGAAUGACAAGCCGGCGGCCACGAGCAGCCGUGCGGGCGAGGAAGCAAUCUCCAGCCCGACGGAGAUACUCUCGACCCAAGAGUUGCGCCGCUCGGCUCUGCAGAGCAGGAAGAAAGCCGGGAUCGCGUCUAUCCCUUCUGCAGGGAUUACGCAGGAGAAGGAAUCCACAGUGGCCUUGAGCGACACGUCCACAGUCGUGGGUGACGACGCACCUAGCGCUGCCGCAGUUCCGAAAGGCAGCGCUAUCAACUUCGACGAGCUUGCGGUUUCAUUUAUCACUGAGACGCUCCAGACGAUGCAGCCAUCGCCUCGGUCCGACUCACCUCCCGCGGCUGCAGCGCCUGUACAUGUGUCGCAACCUGCGCCUCCGACCGCACCCGCAACGCCACAACCACGUACGUUUACGCAGUCUCAUACGCUAGCCAAGUCCAGUCAAGCAGCAGAGAAAGUGCUCUUGGCCGCAAGACAGAAACGACUGGAGCAGCACAUCGCGGAGACGAAGGUGCUCAUGGCGAAGCUUACCACGGCACGGUCGAAGGCGGAGAAGGAGAACAUUCUCGGCAUGCUGCGAGAGCGGCAACGCGCGAUGGACGGGGACAUGAAGGCAGAUGCGCCGUUGAAGCCUGUGUCGUCUUCGCCCCCUUCAUCGUUCGCCACGAACGGAUAUAGCCAACCUUUCAAGUCGCAAGCGACGCACGCGUGGAAGACUCACUGGCCUGAGCCCAGCAGAGACGCUAUGAUACUUGUCAUCAGCGACGAUGAAGAUGACGACUGAGUCGACGGGACAACCGGACAACGCACAACUCGCGGCCACGGACACUGUACACGCCACAAAGGACAGCCGGAAGUACACUACC